GGCGGUCCCUCUCGCCGAGCAGCUCCGCCCCGCAGUCGAGGACAGACAGCGAGGAGACGGAGACAUGUGCUGAGAGAGAGACAGCGCGCUGUGGAGGCAGGACCGCUCGACUAUAGGAAGGAAAGACAGAAAAUGUCAUUUCGCACUUGUGAGAGCGUCGUCGGUCCGUGAGGAACAGCAAGUUGUUGACGCGCAGAAGCGACAUUUAAAGCGACACUGCAUCAACUUUGCGCGUGAUGCGGCGCGUGCGGGUUCGGCAUCGCGACUGUGAGAGCGCCGCGAGACCGCAACCGAGAUAACUUUCACACGGUAGUUCGUCACGGAAGUCUAGGCUACUUUUUCCUCUCACUGACUGCUGAUAAAGAAGACCGACUCGCUUCAGGUGGCUUCAGAGAGAGGAGACGCACGGACCGCGCGCGCGAGUGUGGAGUACCGGCAGGAUUUUAGAGCGCGCACGUUCACCUGAAUGGAUGCUAACGAUAUGGCCACUUUUUACGAGUCUGAGAAAAGUUUCUGAAAACCGCUGGAAGGAAGAAUGGAUGCGAAAAGCGAGCGGUAUUGUAGUUUGACACGCAGCGCGAUCGUCAUGGAAACAUCUCAAGCUGUGGAGGUCGAGAUGCUGGAUGGAUCCUCCGUGAGAAGUUCAUUCGCUGAGCUUUGACUUUACUUUUAUUCCUUCGCAGAAGAAUGUGAUGCGUGUGAAUAAGACUCACCCACACGUGAUCGUUCUUCUUAAGCGCACCUGUUAUUAUUAACUGAGCUUGUAUUUUCUCCCCGUUUGUGUUGACAUUAUGGACAAGAACUCUAUUGCGCAUCAGAUGGAGUUGACGCUUUUCAUGGUCGUCGUCCUGUUUUGGGUGACCGUGUGUGCGGAUGACAGUAAGAUCAUUUCAGACCGGUAUGCUGUGUACUGGAACAGCACGAAUCCCAGAUUCUUGCAUGGUGAAUACACAGUGGAGGUGGCCAUCAACGACUACCUGGACAUCUACUGUCCGCACUAUGAGGACCAUCUUCCUCAGGAGCGCAUGGAGCGCUACAUCCUUUUCAUGGUCAACUAUGACGGCUACACCACCUGCAACCACCACAUGAAAGGAUUCAAGCGCUGGGAAUGCAACCGCCCAAUGAGUCCGAAUGGGCCCCUUAAGUUCUCAGAGAAGUUCCAGCUGUUCACACCCUUCUCUCUGGGCUUCGAGUUCCGCCCAGGUCAUGAAUACUACUACAUCUCCUCACCACACCCCAACCUCGGUGGGAAGCCGUGUUUGAAGCUGAAGGUGUACGUCAAGCCUACCAAUGACUCUCUGUAUGAGUCUCCAGAGCCGUUCCUGACAGAUGACUCCAGCGGUGGUUGGGCAUUAACGCCCAGUCUGUGGCUCAUGCUUCCGCUGCUUCUGCUCCUGUGUCCCUCAUAGCAUUAUCACCCUCUGAGCAUGACCACGCCCACCCAACCUGCUUCGCCCCACCCCGCCCCGCCCCGCCCCUUCAUGCAUCACACUGACACGCCACGCCCCUUCAGCUCUGGAGUCCAACCAACAGACGUUGAUAUGGAUUUUUACCCAGCCUGCAACCCUGCAGGACAGCCGCUAACCAGCCCUCAUUUGCAAUGACAAUUAUGCCCCACCCAAAUGCCCAAAUUCGGGCAUUCCUGCAUCAGCUCUCUUGCUUGACUGACAAAAGACAGUGAAUUGGCCAGCUUUUUUGAGAGCGCUCUACUUUUCUGCCAACAUCCUACCAUCAUCUGCGUGUCAGGAGACAGAUUCAACCGACUGCCAUCUGAAUCGCUCUGUUUGUGUGCGUUAACCACCUACCUGAGCCUUCACUGUCAUCUGAGCUCAAUUUUCACGUUUGUGAGAGCGUGUGCUCGUGUUGAUGCUCUUGUGUUUGUGCUCGUUGGUGCGCGUAUGCCGAUGUUUGCAUAUGAACAAAUGUACAGAGCAGUCACAGUCAAAAUUACAAAAUUACAAAAUUACUAGAAAAACUUGUUCCAUUUUUCAUUGAGAGAAGAAGACACUUAUAUCUGUGAAUCUGCCAAAGACACUACUACAAUAAACUUUUUUAAUAAAAGGAGUGGGGAAAUACUGGCAUUGGUAGGCGAUUACAUGCAACCAUGGAACAUUUCAGGCUUUUAGAGUCAUGGGAGGGGAGUGACAGACAACGUAGAUUUUUCUAUUAUUAUCUUUUUUUUUGUCAUACAAAAAGAAACAAGAAAACAAGAAUGUGUAAUAGAUAAAAAAAAAAAAAAAACCUUAGCUAAAAAUGGCCUUUUUUCACUGGUGCUUAAUCUGAAAUGAGCUUGUCUGUCCUGAACUGCAAAAAGAUCAUUUUCUUAGUUAUUAUUUUUGACUUGUUUUCAAGUAAAGAUAUUAAAACCUUUGCAAACCAAGAUUCAUUUAUUUGGGGGGGGGGGGGGGUAAGAUAUAUUAUUUCAAAUAAUAGUCUAACAUUGAGUGACAUUUUAUCUACCCUAUUAGAAAAUUAUGGAGCCCCUGAAGUGACCUUUGUUAAAAAAGAAUAAAUAAAAAAAAGACAAGAAAAUGAAUAAAACAUUUUCUUGUUUUGUCACACAAUAGAACAACAGUUUUUCUCAGUCAUAUGUCAAGUGAACUGAAAAUGUUCAUGUUUUUGUGCAGAAGUUUUACACAUAUUCAUAAGUGUUUACAAGAUUUUUUUGUACAUACAAAAAACUUUCUUAAAACACAUAGAAAUGUUACUCCUGCAAAAGUUUCUUGUGCACAUUGCAAACAAAACAAACAAAAAAAAUCUGGUCAGUUCAUUUCAUUGUGUAUAUGAAAAAGUAUUUUUUGUAUGCAUGUAUCACUGAAAAAAAAAUAGUGUAGGAUUUACUUUGAAACAAAUUUCACUCAGAAACUGUUAGAAGUCACAAACGAGAAGCAGAUUUUGAAGUAGAAAAAAUGAAAUACUUUUUUUUUUUUCAUAAUUUUUUUUUACAAUUUUGAAACAUUUUUUUUUUUUUACAAUGUAGAUGCUUUUUGUGGCACUUUAGGGGCUCCAUAGCAAAUAAUAAUCUUUUUUGUUUGCUUGUUUGUUUAAGCAUAAAUCUGACAAAAUUUUGUGAGGUUUACAUAUAAGAAAAAAUAUUUAUUUUUCCAAAAUAAUAAUAAUAAUAAUAAUAAUAAUAAUAAUAAUAAUAAUAAUAAUAAUAAUAAUAAUAAUAAUAAUAAUAAUUCAAGAGAUAUAAAUUGGAAAAAAAAUAAAUAAUCAAAUUAUUAUCAAAUAAUAAUCUUACACUGAGUGACAUUUUAUUUUCCCUUUUGGAAAAUGAUGGUCUUAAUAUCUUACGCAAACAUACACAAGACAAAAAUACAGAUUAAGAGAAUGUAUUUCUGCAGUCUAUACAGUGCCAUGUGGAAGAGGGGAUGUCUGUGUCGAGAAAGUGUUUGUUGUCAGGUCAGCUUUCUAACUUUGGUCCUAGCCUGUGUCGCUCUCUGUAUCUGCCUCUCUCUAUCUCUCUCUCUCUCUCUCUCUGUUUCUCUCUUGCUGUCAUUUUUGAAUGUGGUCCGUUCUAUGUGCCGCCCCGUCACGCAAAGAUCUCCCACACUUGCACUUGCUCCCUUUAUCCGUGCUGAGGAGGACUGCUGAAUGAGAGGCCUCAGGACCCUGAGCGCCCGGUCCCUGUGACAUCGCUGUGACAUCACAGGCUUUGGUGUAAAGACUGACGGACCGAGGCCUUGCACUGCAACUAGAAACGCUACAUGAGACUCCAUAUGAGGGAUUCAAAAUCCACAUAGCACUUCUGCUUUUGAGACAAUUUCAUGAAAAAAAAAAAAAGAACAGAAAGGAGAUACUAUAAAGAUGUGGGAAUAUUUGUGCGUUGGAAUUGUUUUGUGACUGUAAAAAUAUAUGUCAUGAAGAUUUCAAGGCAAGUCGGCAUGGAUCGUAUAAGAGAGCGAGCAAUGUUUUUUAAAUGUUUGUUGGAACUUUUAUAUUUUACUUAUUCCUGUGUUAUUUUUAACUUUUCAAAAGAGCAGCAGAAAUUAUUCAUAUGUGAUAUGAAAUUAUAAUGUAGACCCUUGAAUUAUUAGAGCAACGAUGGUACCAGUUCUGCAGUUACAUGAGUCUAGACGAGUCAGAUGUUGCUGUUGUUGUUGUUGUUGUUUCCUGCUUGUAUCACGAUGCAUUCUGGUACAUGUAGUCCUGAAUUUUUUUUUCUCUCUCCAAGUGUUACUAUGAGAUUAUUUUUAUUUGUUAAUCAUGUGGAUAAACAUAUUUUGAGUUCAUAUAAAAUGUUCAAAUGCUCUUGCAAAGGACAACUACAAGAAAAAAAGGAAAAAAUGAAAUAAAGCUUUUUUGUUUAA
Molecule: messenger RNA, 4313 nt
Organism: Cyprinus carpio (common carp)
Lineage: Eukaryota; Metazoa; Chordata; Actinopteri; Cypriniformes; Cyprinidae
Product: ephrin-A2-like
Biological process (GO): axon guidance; ephrin receptor signaling pathway; osteoclast differentiation
Cellular component (GO): plasma membrane
Molecular function (GO): ephrin receptor binding
Source: RefSeq, a predicted model, not a curated record